GGUGGACCCCACAGACCGUAGACGGAGCUCCGACACGUAACCGCAUCGAAUAGCUGUCCUGAGCCCCGACGUAAGAAGUUCCAUAUUAGCUAUAACAAACGAUAAACCAACAGUUUAUUCCGAGCGCCCCUCCCAAAGAGUACCAUGGCAUCGCGGGGAUACGACGUCGUAGUUGACGUCGAUGCAGAGGGCGAUCUAGGACAUACAGAUCUGCAAGAGGACCUCGAAUUCCAUUCAUCCAAUUUCGAAGAUGGCCGGAACCGCGGCGGAAAGAUUGCGCCAGACAACAACCGAGCAUUUCUGAGCGGUGGACCGUCAAGAGGCUCUUCAGGCUCCUCGAAGCGCUACCUAUGGUCGAUUCAAUUCUAUGCGCAAUUCUUUGAUGUCGACACGAAUGAAGUGCUGAAACGAUGCUACGCUGCGCUUAUCCCGCGUGCGAAUUUCCUGGACGUGCUAGAAGGCAAUCCAGAUCUCUAUGGGCCUUUUUGGAUCGCCACGACGGUGGUCAUGAUUUUGUUUUUGACUGGCACGAUUAGUCAGUAUCUUAGCAGGAAUCACGAAGGGCAUUUUGAAUAUGAUUUUAGACUGCUGAGCGGUGCCGCUGGAUUGAUAUAUGGGUAUACAGGAGUUAUUCCUGUCGCGCUUUGGGGCCUGUUGCGAUGGUUUGGCAGCGAGUCCGCAAACGUGCUUGAAUGCUGGGCGCUCUAUGGCUACGCCAAUCUCAUUUGGAUCCCUGUGGCAUUGAUUUCCUGGUCACCAGUCACAGCUCUUAACUGGGCCUUUGUUGGCGUCGGUUUUGCGGCCUCCGCCGUCUUCCUUUUCCGAAACCUUUACCCCGUGCUUAGCGCGACAGAUGUAAAGACUUCAAAGAUCCUGCUGAUCCUUGUAAUUGCCUUACAUGCUGGCCUUGCGCUCGCAAUCAAAAUCCUCUUCUUUGCGCACGGGAGCCCAGUCUCGAAUAAGAAUAAGGGACAUCACGAUGAUGACGAUAAGAUGAUAAGGAUGUUCUUCGGCGCUUAAGUCCCUAGGCAAUGCGCCGUUCAUUCCACUUCACUUCCACAAUUUGCAUGUAUGAUUAAGCUUGUAGCUUAGAUAGCUUGUCUCAGGGCUUUAUUGUCCUUGCAACAUCAAUAUUUGGCAUCUUUUAAGUCAUGUUCUGAAAUUCUUUGCCGGAGUCUGAUAUCCUCGUACCCACUGCUGCGAUAGCCCAAAGAAAAGACGACGUCACAA
Molecule: messenger RNA, 1230 nt
Organism: Xylona heveae TC161
Lineage: Eukaryota; Fungi; Ascomycota; Xylonomycetes; Xylonales; Xylonaceae
Product: Yip1-domain-containing protein
Exons: 8
Coding region: 145-1020 (291 amino acids)
Biological process (GO): vesicle-mediated transport
Cellular component (GO): membrane; Golgi apparatus
Molecular function (GO): small GTPase binding
Source: RefSeq, a predicted model, not a curated record